ACAGAACAUUGAGGGAUGGCGAGCGCAAGCAACCCAUCGGAUCCACUGCAAACCCUCCGGGCAGCAUUAACCGCCGAGGCAAAUUCAAAAGAGCAGGCAGAUAUACUUGCUGCGCUUCGCGAGUCGCUUGAACUACGACCAGCACCCAUAACCGUGCUUGCUGAAGUUCUCAUCCGCUUCGUCGUGGAUGGAGGGGACUCUCUGCUCAAGACAUGGGUCUUGGACCUUUUGCAGUUUGCGCUGUGCCGCGCACAACUCACUCUCGAGCAGCGUACCCAAUUGGCGUCCCAGACACUCGAUACUCUCGCUCAACUCCUCGAUGACCGUAAUCCACUUGUUGUUAAAGUCGUGGUCUCCUGCCUCACUGCCAUUUACCCGUUGCUUUUCCGCUCAUUAUGCGCCAACACAACCAAUUCUGUGCCAUGGAACACCCUACUUUCGUGCAAAGCGCGUGUCAUUGACCUUGUCUGGAACCCGACCACCGUCACUGGAGUACGCCUCUCGGCCCUCAAGUUCGUGCAACGCGUGAUCUUGGUCCAAACUCGCGGUGUUUCCGAUCCACGGCUGCAAAAUAAAAGCGACCCAAACAUCUCGAUGUGUCCACCCGGACAUCCGUUCAUAUUCGCCUCCAAACUCGAAACAGAAGGGCAGCAGCUGUUAGAGGGUGUCGUUGGAUUGCUCUACUCGAGCGAUAAUCCAGACGCACUAACCGCUGUCUUCAACAGCUGGUCCAACUUGUGCAAACUACGACCGAAUUUACUCCUUUCUCACGUCAUACCGGCUCUUCUUGAAUGGACUCCCCAAUCCUCUUCCAUUCGUGGGUCGUCCUUGUCCGCGAUUCGGAGUGUUGAGAAAGCGUUGCGCUGUUUUCUGAACUUUGCGCGAAACUUCGCUCCCUCUCAAGAUGUCACUAGUAGAAUCCAUGAUAUAAUGAGUCGACAAGCAGCCCGCUUGAGCGAGCAAAAGCUAGCUGGCAGGAAACGGCCUAACCCGGUUUCUGCUGAACCCCCAAGCGAUGUUAAGCGAAUGAAAACAGAAUCAGACGCUGUUUCUGCAACUUUCCUCGCGGGUUUCGACUUCACGACAUUACCCGCCGCAUUGAUUACGAAUCUGAUUGUCGCCAAUAUCGAGGCCUUUUCCGAAGCCGAUCUUAUGGAACUCGUGCAGUCAUUUCGAAGGAGUCGUGGUAUCGCAGAUGCUCCGCAACCGGUAGCUUCAACAUCAAAGUCUGUGCCACCGUCAGCGGAUGUGGCCCCACGAACAUCCACCCCGGAGACACACCCAUCGACUCUUGCACCUGUCGUCGUCAAGGAUGAGCCCAUAGAUCCGCUUAAAAUGGACAUUGAUGAAGAUGAGUUGGAGUACGAGCCCGACAAACUCAACGACGAACUCGGGGACGACGAUUCAAAACUGACAGGCCUUGGGUCGGAUAGCAAGGGUUUGGCGCUAGCAAGCCAUCUGAACCCUUCCAGCUUCCAACUGCCUCCUCCGAAGGAUCCAUCGUCGACUGAACGGACCGCUCUGAUCGACACAGCUUUGACUCGAAUAUGCGAAGCGCCUCUAGACAUGGGAGAAGCCCUCCCCCCUGAUUCUCAGCAGGCCGGUGGACACAGUCCCAGCGAAAUGUGGAUGUUGCUCGUAAUCAGAUUAGUCACCCGGCCUGUCAAUCCUCCUCUGGAGGACGAGGAAUCGGCUGAUCAGGCCGCGAGCGUCGUCAGCCUCACUGUGAGCCAAGAUCGCUUGCGACAAAAGCUUUGUGAUUACAUCAUGACGGAUUUUCCCGCGCGGAUCCGGCUGGCAACUGCCUGGAUGAACGAAGAAUGGUAUAAUGACCGCAUCCAGUCUCAAGCAGACCCAGAUUGGCGACCCAACUACGAUACGUGGCUGAGCCGGAUUGUAGCCUCUUACCAAACACGUCUCGACAAGACCUUCUCACGCUUUCUGCUUGAUCUGCCCACUGUCCCUGAGGAUGUGCUGGACCUGUUGCGUGAGUUGUGCGGCGAUGGGACUAGCCUUGAGAAGAUGCAGGUCGGCUUUGUAACCCUCCGCGGGCUUGUCACGCAGCGACCGUCGAUGCGAGACGACGCGUUGCAAAUCUUGCUCGAACUGACGACCCAUCCAGAUAAAAAGAUCCGCGGUGCUGCCAUUAACACAGUGAAAAUCUGGGUGCCAAAUGUACAGCCCAUGGACGGUCGGGUCCGCCUGUUUGCCAGACAGGUCCUCCGCAAACUCCGCUCAGUUACUCCUGCAGAAGGCGACACCCAGGAUGAGCGAAUGGAAGAUGGCCGGCUGGCCGGCGAAGGUCUUGUCGAGACACCCUAUCUUCCGGAACGUAUCGAGCUGCCGGCUCGGGAGUCACAGGUUCUCCAACACCUCGAGCUGUUGUUCGCUCUUUCCGUCAAAGUGCCCGAGCUACUCGACGAGAUUUUUACCGAAUACUGUCGCAUGGACGUCACUGUGCAGCAAGCUGUGCAGAAGCUGAGCACGCCCCUCAUCCGUUCUUUAGGUUCAAGCCACGGCAAACUUCUCACGCUGCUCAGAACGUUCCCUCCUGGUGCCGAAUCUCUAGCAUUGCGUGUUCUCAACAUCUUCACCGAAAGCGGUCGACCGAGCGCCCAACUCGUUGCUCUUGUCAAAGGUCUCAUCCAAGACCGAGACCUCGAUGCGCACUUCCUUGUGCCCAUCAUCGGAGAAAUGGACAAGGCGGAUAUCAUCAAGCAUCUGCCAAAGAUUGUGUCGAUUCUCAACGGAGAAGCCGAGUCCAAGACCCUUGUUCGAUCGGUCUUUAGCUCCAUUGUCGUCGCUCCUCCACAGUCGUUCGCCAGUGUUACAUCCAAUCUUCCUCGAUUGAGAUCAAGUGAAUUACUCGGACCCGCAGAGCUUAUGGUCCUCCUUCACGACUCGGAGAAAGAAAUCGGCCUUCAAGUCGCCAAAGAAGCCAUCAGCGUGUGCUUUUCGAUGACGGAGAUCUUCCGCUCCGAUGUGUUGGCCGUAGUCAUGCAACAGAUUGUAGACGAGCCGGUCAUCCCAGUGCUUUUCUUGCGAACGGCACGUCCUUUCUCCGGUGCUCCAACUACCGCUGACCACAUUUGGCAGGUCAUCCAAGCUGUCACAACAUACAAGUCUCUCGUCCCUUUUGUGUCCACGACAUUGUUUUCGCGUCUUAUCACCAAGAAAAUCUGGACCAACCCCCGCCUGUGGGAAGGUUUCAUCUGGUGUGCCAAAGUCAUCGCCCCUGCCAGUUUUGGCGCCCUACUUCACCUACCCAAAGAUCAGUUGCGAGAAUUGGUUGAUAAACAACCGAAUCUCAAGUCUGGCCUCCGCAAUUUCGUGACGAAGAAGAGCGCAAAUAAGGCUAAGGUCGCCGAUAUUCUCAAAAUUUUGGGGGAACCUGUGGAUUUGGAGCCGACGACCACCGAAACAGUUGAGGUUCCACAGAGUGCGGCUUGA
Molecule: messenger RNA, 3450 nt
Organism: Mycena citricolor
Lineage: Eukaryota; Fungi; Basidiomycota; Agaricomycetes; Agaricales; Mycenaceae
Source: the annotation of a GenBank genome assembly